AAUAUACUGUUAGGGCCGUUUUUUCUAUAUCAGAUCUUGCAGAUGGCUACUAAUCUUACAUUGAGAAAGCUGCCCUAAAAGUAAUAAUUUGCUUUAGGUUACCGAAAUAAAUAUGCUUAUUUUUUUAAUGACAAAACCAUCCGCACCUUAAUGGCAGUUGGUUUGGAUCGGUAAUUGCAAUGGUAACUGCAGUCUGUCUAUUUAAUAAGUUAUUCAAAAAGUCAUGGCUACUUAAAUUCCAAUAAAUUGGAAGAAUUAGUACGGUAAUUAACGCAUACGCUCCGUGCAACAAUCACCCAUUCCAAUUGUGUAAAGAAAAACGUAAACCUCUUGCAAUCUCUCUCUUAUUCCGAAACGACCAUAUCUCAUAGCUUACGCAAUGCGCAUGUUUGCUUUCAGUCAGCUGUUCUUGCUGACAUCACGGUUGACUUAUUAUUCGCCCGCGCUUUUGAAUGUGAGUUUUCAAGUGUUGUAUUAUUUGUGAAAUUUUAUAUUUUUUAAAAUGCGUUGCGCAGUGUUCGGAUGCAAUAAUAAUAAUGGUAAAAAUUGUGCUACGAAAUGGAGAUUUUUCCAUUUCCCUAAAGAUAAAACAGUACUAAAACAAUGGAUUCAUUUUUGUCGUCGUACGGACAAAAUUAAUGUUAAAAAUGCAUGCAUUUGUGAAGUGCACUUCGCGUCAGAAGCCUUCGAAAGAAACUUGCAGUUUGAAAUGGGUUUAAGUUCGCGGAAUCCAACUAAGUUGCUACCUAGCGCUUUUCCCACGUUAACAACUGCUCCUGCAGAGGCUAAUGAACGGCAGAAAAGGAUGAAGUCUCGUUCCAAAAAAGAGAUGUUAACAACAUUGUUGAAGAAUACCCCUCCUGUUGAAGUAAUUCAAGCAGACGAGAUUGGAGAGGCAACUCAAACUGCAGGAGAGGAGAUCAUCGAUGAGAAAGACGAGAAAAUACUGCAUUUGGAAACAGAAAUACAAAGGCUGAAUAGUGUUGUUAGAACUUUGAAAAAGUGCAAAAACGAGCAGUUAGCAGAAAUUAAACGCCUUAGGAUUUCCAUUAAAUCCGCGGAAUUCCACAGAAAUAAUUUGGAGCAAAAACUUAGCUGCAUUUUCACCAAGGGCCAGGUAAGUGCCCAAAUUCUAAAAAGGAUGGAAAUAAACGGCGUCAUUGGAAAGAAGAAGACAUAGCUAAGUCGAUCACGCUAUACUCAACAAGCCCGAAAGCGUAUAAACUUUUAAGGAGAAACAACUUUCCUCUACCAGGUGUGCGAACUCUGCAAUGGUGGGCAAAGAAAAUUGACGUAGCUCCAGGUGUCAUAGAGCCGAUUAUAGCUCGAAAGUAAAAUAAUUGUUUUUCAGAGCUAGAAUGUAUUUUAGGAUUCGUUCCUUAAUUAAAAACUUAAUAGAACAUAUGUAAAGCAAAAAAAGAAAAUUAAAUAAGACUAUAAAUUGAUACUUGGUUAUAAAAUAUUCAAUCUUUUUAUUUACAUAAAUGUAUAUGGUUGAAACAAAUACAGUAAAGAGACAAAAUUAAAUAAUACAAUGAAAAUUCAAUUAAAUGAAUAUGUAGGUAAAUGUUCACUAUAAAAUAUUC
Bactrocera dorsalis (oriental fruit fly) is the source of this 1586-nucleotide messenger RNA. Its product is annotated as 52 kDa repressor of the inhibitor of the protein kinase-like. Gene Ontology annotation, molecular function: sequence-specific DNA binding. Lineage: Eukaryota; Metazoa; Arthropoda; Insecta; Diptera; Tephritidae. The record is from RefSeq and is a predicted model, not a curated record. The transcript is spliced from 4 exons. The coding region runs from base 503 to 1180 and encodes 225 amino acids.